UAAGAGCCACGUUUGUGCUCUCCUGUAAAAACAGGAAGCAGCUUUUGUGUGGACAGUAUUCAGCAGCUGUUAGUUCAGAAGGAGCUGGUGGUUCAGUGAACUGACAGCGGAGGUUCCCGAACAACACUGACCGACAUGAGCGGCACAAAAGAAGUCAGCUUUGAUGCGAAAGAACAUCAGCACCUGCGUUACAAUCCUCUGAGGGACACCUGGGUCCUUGUGUCGGCCCACCGCAUGAAGAGACCCUGGGCAGGUCAAGUAGAAAAACCUCCUGAGGAACACAUACCCAGAUACGACCCCCGCAACCCACUCUGUCCCGGGAACACACGUGCAAAUGGCGAGGUAAAUUCAGACUAUGACAGCACUUUUAUUUUUGAAAAUGACUUCCCCGCUCUGCAGCCAGAUGCUCCAGAUCCUGGUUCAGAUCAACAUCCAUUGUUCCAGUCUAAAGCUGCCAGGGGCAUCUGUAAGGUCAUGUGUUUCCAUCCCUGGUCUGACGUCACGCUCCCUCUUAUGAAACAACAUGAGGUUCUCAAGGUAAUUGACAAGUGGGCAGGGCUUGUUGAAGAACUAGGAACCAAAUACCCCUGGGUUCAGAUCUUUGAGAAUAAAGGAGCUAUGAUGGGUUGUUCAAAUCCACAUCCUCAUUGUCAGGUGUGGGCCAGCAACUUCCUGCCUAAUGAGCCGGCUCUGUCAGACCGCUGUCAGAGAGCAUACUACAAGAAGCAUGGAGAGCCGCUGCUGCUUCAAUACGCCAGACAAGAGGCUGAGAAAAAGGAGCGUGUAGUGGUGGAGAAUUCUGAUUGGCUGGCAGUGGUUCCAUAUUGGGCAACGUGGCCCUACCAGACACUGUUGUUACCACGACGACAUGUCCUUAGAAUCACUGACCUGACAACAGGGGAGAGGGAGGGUUUGGCUGACAUUAUGAAGCGCCUGCUGACCAAGUAUGACAAUCUGUUUGAAAUCUCUUUCCCCUACUCCAUGGGCUGGCACGGAGCCCCGACCGGCCCCCACUUAAAGGAAGACAACUCUCACUGGCAGCUGCACGCUCACUACUACCCUCCUCUGCUACGUUCAGCUACAGUUAAGAAGUUCAUGGUGGGGUAUGAGAUGCUCGCUCAGGAGCAAAGGGACCUGACCCCUGAACAGGCUGCUGAGAAGCUAAGGGACCUCCCAGAAGAGCACUAUAAAACCAGAGAGAACCAGGAAAAAGAAGGAGGAAAUGAGAAAGAAGGUGGAGGAAAGUAAAAGUCCGAGGGAAAUGACCUGUGUGAUGAUAAGAGGGAGGGGGAAAAUUGAAGUGUUUUGGAACAAAACUUCUCUGAACUGGUGCAACAUGUAAAAGUGCCUUUCUGAACACAGGCCUCUGAGAUAUUUUUACUUGCACAAUAUAAAUUAUAUGUAUAUAUUUUGAAUAAAUUUCUGUAUACACAAA
This is a messenger RNA of Morone saxatilis (striped sea-bass), 1435 nucleotides long. It is a transcript of the gene galt, whose product is annotated as galactose-1-phosphate uridylyltransferase. Gene Ontology annotation, cellular component: cytoplasm. NCBI's taxonomy places the organism in Eukaryota, Metazoa, Chordata, Actinopteri, Moronidae. Gene Ontology annotation, molecular function: UDP-glucose:hexose-1-phosphate uridylyltransferase activity; zinc ion binding. The transcript has 11 exons. Gene Ontology annotation, biological process: beta-D-galactose catabolic process via UDP-galactose, Leloir pathway. The record is from RefSeq and is a predicted model, not a curated record. The coding region runs from base 136 to 1248 and encodes 370 amino acids.